Molecule: messenger RNA, 950 nt
Organism: Chrysoperla carnea
Lineage: Eukaryota; Metazoa; Arthropoda; Insecta; Neuroptera; Chrysopidae
Exons: 4
Coding region: 36-782 (248 amino acids)
Source: RefSeq, a predicted model, not a curated record
ACAGUCGUUUCAAAUUGCACGCUUUUGUCAACGAAAUGUGCGAAAAAAGAUAUUCUUUAAUAGUUUUUUUGGACGAAAAAGAAAUUGAGAGGAGCGAAACUGUCCAAGUAGACAUUGUGCCAACCAAAUGGAUAUUUUGUGAUGACCAUAACAAACUUGUAUGCCCAUUUAUAAAUGAAUCUACUAAAGAUAAAAUUAAUCUAUUACAUAAAUUAGUUCGUGAAAACAAACCAGCAGAUUCCAGUUGGAAUAAUUAUAGAGUGGAAGUUAGAGGAACAGCAGACACGUACAAAGAAGGACUCGAAAAGUUGAAAAUUUUACGUACUCAAGCGUACGCAUUUUCUACUGAUAACGAACAACAUAUUUUAAAGAAGCAAGAUUCAAUAAAAAAACAAUGCCGAUUAAAAGGCAUGGCAAAGAAAAAAAUUAAAAACAAAUCGUUAGAAGACGUCGGAACCUUUGAUUUGUCGACAGAUGAUGAAAUGGGUAACUCAAUAUCUUCUCAAAUAUUGGCUGAUAGUGACGACAACUCAUCAUCGAAUACGUUGUCAAAAAAAAGUACAACGUCUUCCGAAACUAUUCAAUUAGAGUACACAAAUUCAAAAAAAGCUGAUAUUUUUAAAGAAAAAGAUUUUUAUGGUGCAGUUGGUAUUGUUCUUAAUAAUUCUCGAGAUUGGCAUGGGUAUAGAGAAAAAAGAAAAUUGCAAAAUCAAGAAAAAUUGGAUAAGAAUCAAGAAGAAAACACUGAAAACCCCACUAAUUCUAACGAAGAGAUGCUGUAAACAAAACAAAAAAUUCUUCUAGAUCAGGUCUAUUAGUAUGUUUUAAUUUAACUUCAAUGACAAAAUUUUAUUUGGGUAGUAGAAAUAGAGUAACAAUAUAUAUCAUAAAAAUUCAUGUGAUCAUUUACAUUAAAAAAAAAAUUAUUAAUGGGUUGCAAUAGCUCUGUU